Messenger RNA from Linnemannia hyalina, 1608 nucleotides. The record is from the annotation of a GenBank genome assembly. NCBI's taxonomy places the organism in Eukaryota, Fungi, Mortierellomycota, Mortierellomycetes, Mortierellales, Mortierellaceae.
AUGACCACUGACGCGGUCAUCGUGAGCAGAGACAGGGCCUUGAUGAUCCCCGAGAUCGUCAUGGUUAUCGGGUCUUUCCUUCCCCUCUUCGAGCGCGCAGAGUCCGGUCUACAUGGCCUGGUCACCAAAUGGAACCCGAAACAUCUCCUCAGCGCCGCCGCCGUCUGCAAGGUCUGGCGCCAGACCCUUACCCCAGUUCUCUGGCAGAUAUACGACUUUGCAAUCAUGGACUGGGUCCCAUCGAGUGUCCUCACCCAAAACAUCCGUCACGUCCGCCACCUCUCCUUGCUCGACACGAAGCACAAAAAAAAUGCUGAUCUCUGGGAGGCCCUCACCCACCACAAGCACAUCAACAAGUUGGAGGUGCACGAUGCCGUUUUCUCUGUCAAGCGUCUCCUCGGUCCCAACGCACAGAACAUGAAAGAGCUCAAGGUGUCCGGAAACUGCACACGAAUGCACCCCUUCCUGCUCCUGUUUGUCGAGCGUCAAGUGGCCCUCCAGUCUUUGGAGCUGACCCGUGUCAAGAUUACAAAGUCGGACUGGACGCGCAUUGUCUACAACAAGCCUCACCUCAAGAAACUGAUCAUUUCCCAACAGUGCGAGUUCGUGGGCUUCGAGGAUGACGACGACGAGGACAACAACGAAACCAGUACAGUACAUUUGAAGGGCGACCAGUCCGUUGGAUCGAUGGCAAUGGAUGCGGUUGCCAAUACGGACAACACCAACGCCCCGACGAGUAGUGGAGGGGGAUCGAACAAGCGGAAGAGCGUUGACGAAGGAGCCGAUGAAGGUAGCAACAAGCGCAGACGCUCCCAGGAUAGCGGUCUGAAUUUGUUGUCUGCAAGGAGACCCGAGAUUCUCCCAGUCACCCACCUUGUCCUGAGCAGCAAUCGUCUGCACCUCCCUUUCCAGAAGGCGAUCUUCAAGGCCAGCCCACACGUUGAGAAGCUUGAGAUAUGCUACACGCAUAAAGCCGACGGGACCACGAUUGCCAGUCUCGUUGCCGAGAGCUGCCCCAGGAUCCGCCACCUGACGCUGAAGAGCAGACGUCAGCCAUGGACAUUGGCGAUGCUGGAGGGUAUGCCACAGUCAGUGGAGGAGCUAAUCCUUCACACUGGGCAACUGGACUUGGAUAUGGUGGCGGCAAUCAAGGACCGAAAGGAUGUGCUGACCAGAUUGGAGCUUGAUUUCGGAAAAGGCAGCAAGGGCAAGCGCCGCUUGGAGUGCAUUCUGCUGUUAUUGCAGGCGUGUUCGGAGCUCAGAGAGUUCACAUACCACAAUCACGCAGAGGGGAUGCUAUUCCAGGAAGUCAUGUUCAAGAAGGCCUGGAACUUGCCUAACCUCCGCAGGCUGCAUUUCCAUGGUAUCGCCUUUCGAGCCCAGUACAAUGACCUCUCCCGAGUCCCCGUCCCUAACAGCUGGAAAAAAGAGAACCGAGUUCGAAAUCACCGCUGCUGCAGCACCCGGACUGCUGGGGAUAUCGACCAUCCAGGUAACAUGGCACCCUCCCUCCUCUUCGACAAAGCCUUACUGGAUCACGUCAAGGGCCUCCCCAACCUCUCCGAGGUCAUUGUCACCGAGGUGAAAUAUCGCAAGAGGCUCAACUAG